Molecule: messenger RNA, 1185 nt
Organism: Trichomycterus rosablanca
Lineage: Eukaryota; Metazoa; Chordata; Actinopteri; Siluriformes; Trichomycteridae
Product: uronyl 2-sulfotransferase
Exons: 8
Coding region: 1-1056 (351 amino acids)
Cellular component (GO): membrane
Molecular function (GO): sulfotransferase activity
Source: RefSeq, a predicted model, not a curated record
AUGAGAGUAGUGAAAGCUUCUAGCUCACAUAAAACUUCUAUCCGAGUGAAGAAGAGAAGGGGGGAUUGGUUGGUAGUGCAGUUGUUUAGAGGGUCUCGGUGGGAUUUUACAGCGGGAUUAAACAUGCUGCUUUUGUUCUGUUUGGGCUCCGUCCUGUGGCAGAUACACGGUGCAGCGCCGAGAAUAAUCCACAACUACUACGGGAAGUCCACAUUUGUUGAUGACAGUGGGCUCUUACCUCGCAGAGUUUUGCCUUUUCCAAGUCAGGUUAUAUACAAUCGAGUGGGGAAGUGUGGGAGUCGUACGAUAGUCCUGUUGCUUCGUAUUCUGGCAGAGAGACAUCACUUCACCCUCAUAUCAUCAGAUGUUCACAAGAAGAUCAGACUUACCAAGCGUGAACAGAUGGAUCUGAUAAACAACCUCAGCAGAUUUCCUCAGCCAUUUCUGUACACCCAGCAUGUGCAUUUUCUCAAUUUUACUAGAUUUGGAAUAGCAGAGCCUGUGUACAUCAACAUCAUUCGAGAUCCAGUGAAUCGUUUUUUGUCCAAUUACUUUUUUCGGCGCUUUGGUGACUGGAGAGGUGUAGAAAACGAUGUUAUUCGCAACCCUGAAAUGAAGAAUGAUGAGAGAUAUCUAGACAUUAAUACUUGCAUUUUGGAAAGCUACCCUGAGUGCACCAACCCCAGACUGUUCUAUAUCAUUCCUUAUUUUUGUGGCCAGUCUUAUCUCUGCAGGAAACCCAGUUUGUGGGCACUUCGGAAGGCUAAGGAGAAUGUUUUAAAGCAUUAUCUCUUAGUUGGAGUGCUGGAAGAGCUAGAGGAUGUGCUACGCCUGCUGGAAAGACUCCUGCCUCACUUCUUCUCUGAUGCCCCUAAAAUCUACAAAAGUCCAGAAUACAAGAAGCUGGGGAACAUGACAGUUACUGUACACAAGAACACACCCAGCCCAGAAGCUCUGCAGGUGCUGUACCGGCAUAUGGAGUACGAGUAUGACUUCUACCGCUUUGUUAAAGCACAGUUUCAUCUCACGAAGAGAAAGUUUGGUCUAAGAACAUAACCUUUCCCAUUACUCAACCUUGCCAGUCUGGAGCAGGGUAACCAAGAGAAUUAUCUAGCACAUUGAGUCAGUCCAGUCAGUUAGUACAGCCAUUAUAAAUUAAAUAACAAAAUAAGCUGAUCAACCCAU